CGUCGCCUUGGCAACCGGCGCGAGGCCCGUUUUGAAAGAGGAGGCGCCUCCUCCCCUGAGGGGAAAACCGACGAGGGGCGCUUUUUCUCCCCCCUCACUCCCCGUGAGACUGAGAGUCGUCGAGCGAGGGCUUCCCUCAUGGCGGGCGGGAAGGCUCCGGUGAGGAAAUCUGCCGCUCCCGGCUCUUUCGUUUACGUUUCGGCCUCCGGCUUGGUCUCCCGGGGGACACAUCAACGCCGGGGAAGGCUUGAGGCCUAGUGAGGGUUUUCUCAACUGCCAUUCUUGGAGGCCUUUGGAUUAUGUAAGAAUUUGAUGGAAUUCCUUGAGAGCUGAAGGGCAAAAAGAUCCAGCAUUCAUUUGGAUACAGGUCCCUUAGCGCUCCAGGUCCAUCCACAACAUGGCAGAAGGCGGCUUUGACCCCUGCGAGUGUAUUUGCGCGCAAGAGCACGCCAUGAGGAGGUUGAUCAACCUGUUACGGCAAUCUCAGUCCUACUGCACGGAGACGGAAUGUCUUCAGGAACUGCCGGGACCAAACCCAUCGGCUGAGAACGACAUGAGUGUCACAAUGAUAAUGGUGGGCUGGCUGGUCAUUGCACUGGUCUUGUUCUUGAUGAGACCCACCAGCUUACGGAGAUCGAUCACUUCCGAAAAGCCGUCGAGCCCACAUAAUGGACAAGAACCACCAGCUCCACCAGUGGACUGAAGUUUCCUGGAAAAACUCAACAAGUUUAAUCUUCAGUGACCAAAAAAAAGAGCAUUCCUUAUCAUUGUAUAGUAGGGACUUAUUUUGUACAUAGAAUAUCCAUUUUCUUUUUCUAUUUCUUAAGCGACAUUUAAAUAGAUUAACUUAACGUGGUGGGAAGUAACAGCAUUUCAUUGAUGGGUGUUGAACUUAUGUCCACUACAAUAUUUAAAGGAAAAAAAAGUUAAACCUCUCUAUUGAUAAUCAGUUGCUCUUGUUCAGACUAGUGGGUUUUCUCUUCCUAUCUACUUAGAGAUUAAAAAUUGCAGUAAAUUCCUCUGUGAUCUUCACCCAUUUUGUGGGGGAAAUCCGCAAAAGUUCCUUCCAGUGUGUCCAUUUUCAAAAAGUUCAUAUACUACAGCCUUCUCCAAUUAGUGCCUUUUGCAUAUGUUGAAUAUUAUGUCGUAUUCCUAGCUGGCAGAGUCAACAAUCCAGAUGAUUUCACAUUAAGAAAGCUGAUGUAAACUAGUUAUAGUUUUAUCAAUGAAACAGUUUAUUUAGAGGAGGGGAGAGAGGAGAGAGGAAGGAAGGAAGGAAGGAAGGAAAAUAAGUUAACAAAUAAAGCCUGAAUAAUUAAAAUUUACAUUGAAAACUAGUCCCACUCUUAUACAACGAUUUUCCUUCACUGCAAUUGCUUAAAAGCUUCUGUAGUCAAAAUCAACUUCUGGAUUGCAUUAGAUUAACACAUUUUUUUACAUGUUAUUCAAAUGUCGAUGGAAUACUGUCACAGCCAAACACUUUGCCUCAUGAGGCCACAGCACAGAAUUUGCCAAAAACUGCAGAUUUCGAGUGGUCUUCCCUUUAGAAAUAAGAAGCAAAAUUGGCGUGUUAAGCUUCUAUGAAGCUCAACCUGUUGAUGUUACACCCUUUCCUAAAAAAAAAAAAGAUCAAAACCAGGGAAGUCCAAUCUUGGCAAUUUUAAAACUUGUGAACUUCAACUCUCAGAAUUCUGGGAGUUGACGUCUACCAGUAGGUUGAAGCCCACAGAGAUAACCUCAUGUCUUCUUGUUAUAAAAAAGACAGCCCACUUUUACAGCGUGGUAAAUUACAGAGGGAAAUAACUACUGCUACAACCUUAAGAUCAGUUUUGAAAAACAAACAUUGAAUUAUUCCAUUACGGGAAAGUUCACUUGAAAUUAAAUGAGGACAUUCCUGGAAUUUGAGGGCAGAUUGACUUUCCCAAAUCUAUGGAUUAGUGUUAACCUAGGUUUGCAGGGAAAAUUUCAUACUGAAAGCACUGUUCUUUCUACGAAUGGAAAUCGACAAGAGUAUCUGCCAGUUGCCAACAGUUCGCCCAUAAAAAAACCCCAAACGUUUAGGUUUGCUUGAGUGAUUGCCAUUUUUAAAAUUGAAUGUUCUGUGCGUUGCCAAUCAUCUCAGCUACUUAAGAGUCUCCCCCAAAAUACAGGGAGCAAACAUUUAUCCCCCCCCCCCCAUUUGUGAGCGUAGUUGUGAUUUUGGGAAGGGAAUGUGUAGGUUUUUUUUUUACUUUGCAAAUAUCUUCUACAAAUAGAAGGUUAUUUCCAAGAAUUAAAAUUAUUACCUGCAUCAUGAAGCAACAGAAGGACAUAAAUAACAGUCUGGGAAUACAGAAUCACCUACAGACUUGGUGUUUCUGGGUGCUGAGCAGUGGUGGGAUUCAACCGGUGUAACAGCCGGCUUGCUGAGUGCGCGCAUGAAGUGCAUUUAAAAACAAGUGAAAAACUUACCUUCUACUGCAGCCCCCGUGAGUAAAACAGCCGAGGUGGGGCUAUCCGCUCUACGGCACUGAUCAGCUGGGCUUCAAACGAAGGAAAUAUAGGUCAGUAUAGCGCAGGGGCGGGCGGAUUGUCGGAGCUAUCAGUUCACUCGAACCGGUCUGAACCUGCUGAAUCCCACCAUUUAAAAUGCUUCAUGUUUGGUUAUCGAAGCUAACCAGGAUGCCAACCGGUUACAAAAACCCCUCUCUCUCCAUAGGAUUCAAAAUCACAGUUCUCUCUCUGUAGCCUUUCCUUGGUUUCAACUGUAAUUCUGUUAGCGACAGAACGUGUGAGGUGCAAAGUGGCUUUGAAGGCUGACACCGUUGUUUGGCUUCUUCAAACUGGCCCUUCGGUGAGAGAACGUGCCCAAACAGCCAAGGAACCAAAAAGCCUUGUGAAAAUUUGCAUUCUUGUACAUUUAAGGUAGCCUUCCUGCUGCAUUUUUAAAAUUCCUUGAAUUACUAUCAAGGACAAUGCAAGGGGAAUAUAGUUCCAGUGUAAAGUUAUGCAAAGGUUCUAUGUUUUAAAAAGUUUCUGAACCGUCAGGGCAGCCAAAUCCUGAGUUUAAUCUGUUGAUCUGCUCAGUGAGAGUAACUGUAUUUUUCGGAGUAGAAGAUGCACUUCUUUCCGCCCCUAAAAGAGGGUGAAAAAUUGAGUGUGUCUUAUACUCUGAAUGUGGUGUGCUUUUGAAGCUGUUUAUUAUCCCCAUCGAGGAUGUGGGCUCACAACCAGAGAAUUAAUGUGCUGAAACUGACCAGGCUAAGGAUGCUAGCCAGAUGAACACUUUUUUUUCUUGUUUUUCUCCUCAAAAACUAAGGUGCAUCUUAUACUCUGGAGCGUCUUAUACUCUGAAAAAUACGGUAACUGCUAAGUAAGCAUGCCUAACAUUGCAUUUUUAAUGCCAAGAAGAAUCCUCCCGUUUUUUCUUAACCGUUUUCAAAAAACACGCCAAGAGUUUUCUCCAACCUGCCAAAUUCAUUUUAACAAGCCUACAGUCCUUUUUUAUUUAUUUAUUGGGCCUUAAGAUUUUUUUAAAAAUCAAGAGGAGUUAUCCACAUGCUCAUUAGAAAAACCUUAACAUUUCAAUCUCUUUUGUUGGAUCCAAAUAGUUUAGGAGGGUUGGACUGGAACCUGAACAUCAUAGUUUCUCAUUCAUCCUUAGCCCCAGAAAUUCACUGAUGACUCAAACUAUUUCAGCAAGGUGUGACUGUGAAACAAACUGGAAUAGGUAAACCUCUAUACAUUUCCUUUAAUCCUUAGAGAAGACCAGUCUAACAAAUAUAAUAAGGUUGUUGGACAUCACUUUUCCAUUCCAUUUCAUUCCACCACCACUCCGGCAAAAAUAUUGUAGGGAAACUUGGUGAAGGCAGUGAGUUGUCGAGAGACCUAAUGCUUGCAAACUGGAAGAUGUAAGUUACAGGCAAGUAGGAUUUUACUAUCCGAGUUACUUCUGAACCUCCCCGAGUCUUAAAAUCCAGUUCUUGCUGGAUUUGAAGGAUGGGAAACGUAUUUCAACUAAUCCUAGUAACUCAACCUAAUUCAUCUGCUGUUUAUUUGUACGAGGAUUAAGGAUGUAUGCUUUAAAAGUUUCUCAGUUUUUACACCUUUCAGCAAGCUUGGGUAACAGAUCCAUCCACUGAUAACUACAUUUGGUCAAUUUAUUUCAAGGAAGGGAUCUACCGUUUGUAUUAAUGCCAAUGUGGGAGCAGUCUGUCCCAACCUGUGUUCAUAAAAUGCUAUUUUUUAGAUUUUGGAGAUUCACUCUUUUAGCCAGGGAAUAACAUUAAAGAAUUCUUCGGAAUUGUUUUAAGAAUUACAGCACUGUGUUUGGGGCAUUUCAUGAUUCCUCUUAAAAUAGCGUUUGAGAACCUUUCUGUGUUUCAUUUUUUAAAAAAUGUUGGUUACUUUUCAUGCAAGUUUGUUCAUCUUUACCAACCUUUCUAAGGUUGGCAGAACAGCUCAAAAAUGUGACACAGUUACGAGUCCUAGGGCUGAAUAGAUUUAUUUUGUUCUCAAGAAUAAUUUGUUGAUAUAAACAUUUGGACAGAGAGAAACUGAAGAAGCAAAAUGUGAAUUAAUGUACAGCUUGUUCCAGGGCCAUUUUAUGAAACCACAACAUUGCAACAGAGCCACAAAUAUAAUCUGUUAACAGAUACAAUAACCAUUGUGUUAAAGGUUCACUACAGGACAAACCAAAUUUACAGCCCAUACAUUGGUUUUAUUGACUUUUUUUUUCUACUUUAAGUGAAUAAACUAGAUUUAUUCUAAGCUAGAAUAAGAUGGACGAUUAUGAUGACUUGUUUAAAAAGCUGGUUUAUGGGAUGAUGGUAAGAUUAGCAGAAUUUAGAAACCCCAGCAAAGUGUGGGGGAGGGAUUUUGAUUGUGAAAAUAUGGUCCAGAAAAGUUUUGGAAAUUCUUUUUCUGACAUUGCAGCUUUUAUAUAACCCCAGCCACUGAUUAAACUCAGAAAAAAAAAUGAACAUAGUUUUUUCUACUUACUGAAUUUCUACAGCAUUUAAUGUUUAAACUUUAGGUGUCAGAAUUGACGUUUCACAUUCACCUAUGAACUGCGACAGCUCUUUCUGCCUUAGUUUAGAAUAUGUCUCGCGGACAAAAAGAUUGAAUAUACUGUGAUGGGUUUUAUUGAUUUAAAUUGUCUGAAUUAUGCCAAACGGAAAAGAUCUGUGCCAUGUUAUAAUCCUUUUACUACAAGAUUUGCUGUGAAAUAAAGGGCUUGUUCUAUGCACUUUUUUAAAAAAAAAACAUUCUCUCGACAAAUAGAACCACUAAUAAAACUUCUCAAAAGUC
Molecule: messenger RNA, 5289 nt
Organism: Thamnophis elegans (Western terrestrial garter snake)
Lineage: Eukaryota; Metazoa; Chordata; Lepidosauria; Squamata; Natricidae
Gene: SMIM14
Product: small integral membrane protein 14
Exons: 6
Coding region: 398-703 (101 amino acids)
Cellular component (GO): endoplasmic reticulum
Source: RefSeq, a predicted model, not a curated record